AUGGAUCCGGCGAAGACUCCGCUUGGCAAAAUGCUACUGGAGGAGAUCACUCCGGUGGUCAUGGUCCUCCGCACACCUCUCGUAGAAGAAUCUUGCCUCAAAAACAGCCUCUCCUUCAUCGAAAUGCUUACUCCCUUUUGCAACUUCCAUAACAUCGACGUGCCUGUACGGACCUCGAGUGAUCAACCUUAUAGGCUACAGAAGUUCAACUUGAGGUUGUUUUAUGAGUCUGAUAUCAAGCAGCCGAAUCUCGAGGUAGCGAAGGAGCGAUUAAAGCAGGUUAUUACCGAGGCAGGAGAGAGAGAUAGUUCGGAAUUGUGCACGGAUCUUCCUGAUAUUAGCAAUGUACUUGCGAGCUCCAAGUCUGAAAUAUCACCAUUUUGGUUUGAAUUUUUCAACAAAGAGCUUGUACGUACUGUCUCUUUUUCCGAGCAUGAGGCUUUUGAUCAUCCCGUGGCAUGUCUUUUGGUUGUUUCUUCAAAGGAUGAACAGCCUAUCAACAAAUUUGUGGACCUUUUCAACACUAACAAGUUGCCCUCUCUUCUCAAUGAUGGUGAAAUGGACCCAAAGAUUUUGAAACAUUAUGUAUUGGUGCAUGAUAAUCAAGAUGGUCCUUCAGAGAAGUAUGGUUGUCUUCACUUUCUUGUUAUGGCAACUAAAAUACUAGCAGAGAUGAAAAAUACUUUUGGUUCUAAUGGCUGUGACUUGCUUUGCAUCAAUUCUUCUCAAGUUGAGCAGAUAGAACAUCAAGAUAAUCCUUGGGCUCCUUACAUAAAGGAUUUGAUACAAGAAUUAACAUCUAAACACAUUAUUCCUUACAUGGAGCAGAAAGUUCGUGUGCUCAAUCAGCAGGUUUCCGCUACAAGGAAAGGCUUUAGAAACCAAAUUAAAAACUUAUGGUGGAGAAAAGGGAAAGAAGACAUACCAGAUUCCUCCAAUGGCCCCAUGUAUACCUAUAGCUCCAUCGAGUCUCAGAUCAGAGUUUUGGGUGACUACGCAUUUAUGUUAGGAGAUUAUGAACUUGCAUUGUCAAAUUAUCGCCUUAUUUCCACAGAUUAUAAGAUUGAUAAAGCUUGGAAGCGCUAUGCUGGUGUGCAGGAAAUGAUGGGGCUUACGUACUUCAUGCUGGAUCAAUCGAGAAAGGAAGCAGAAUAUUGCAUGGAAAAUGCAUUUAACACUUAUUUAAAACUUGGGUCUUCUGGUCAACAAAAUGCUACGCGCUGUGGUCUUUGGUGGAUAGAAAUGUUGAAGACAAGAGAUCAAUAUAAAGAGGCUGCCACUGUUUACUUCCGCAUUUGCAGUGAGGAACUUUUACAUUCAGCUGUUAUGCUUGAGCAAGCAUCUUAUUGCUACUUGUUGUCCCAACCACCCAUGUUACACAAGUAUGGGUUUCAUCUUGUUCUUUCUGGCGAUCGGUAUAAAAAAUGUGAUCAGAUUAAACAUGCAAUUCGCACAUAUAGAAGUGCUGUCUCAGUAUAUAAAGGAACCCCAUGGAGCUAUAUCAAAGAUCAUGUUCAUUUCCAUAUUGGCCAGUGGUAUGGUUUUCUUGGGAUGUAUGAUGUUGCUGUCACACAUAUGUUGGAAGUCCUGGCCUGCAGUCAUCAGUCCAAGACAACACAGGAGUUAUUCCUCAGGGACUUUCUUCAAAUUGUUCAGAAAGCAGGGAAAACAUUUGAGGUAUUAAGUCUUCAGUUGCCUGUUAUCAACAUCUCAUCUCUUAAGGUCUUUUUUGAAGACCAUCGAACCUAUGCAUCGCCUGGAUCAACUAGUGUUAGAGAAAGUGUGUGGCGUUCAUUAGAGGAAGACAUGGUUCCUUCAUUGCCUUCUACCAGGACUAACUGGCUGGAACUACAAUCCAAUCUUCUGCCAAAAAGAUAUAAAGAAUUGAACAUCUGUGUGGCUGGAGAAGCAAUAAAGAUUGCUAUUGAUUUUAAGAACCCCCUGGAAAUCCCUAUUUCAAUCUCUAGUGUUUCUUUGAUUUGUGAGCUUUCUGCAAUAUCAGAUGAAACGAAAUAUGGUGCUUACUAUUUUAAUGCCGAUGUAGAUGCAAGUUGCUCAACUGCUGGACUCUGUAAUGAUGAAGAAUGUAACAACUUGAGAGAGAUAAUAGCAGACACUUCCUCAUUUUCCUUUUCUGAGGUCAACAUCUCAUUGGGAGGGGGUGAAACCAAUUUGGUGCAAUUAACAGUUACUCCUAAAGUAGAAGGCAUUCUUAAAAUUGUUGGUAUCAGAUGGAAAUUAUCAGGUUCUGUGAUUGGUUUCUUCAGCUUUGGGUCCAAUACUGUGAAAAAGCAAGUUGCAACGGGAAGAAGGAAAGUUAAGCAUUCACCUGGCAAUGACCUGAAGUUUAUAGUGAUUAAGAGUCUACCCAAGCUUGAGGGCUCCAUUCGUGCUCUACCUGAAAAGGCAUAUGCAGGACAUCUACAGCAUCUUGUUUUGGAGUUGAAAAACCAAUCAGAAUUUUCUGUAAAGAAUUUGAAAAUGAAAACGAGUCAUCCUAGAUUCCUAAAUAUUGGGAAUCAAGAAGAUUUGAAUGUAGAAUUUCCUGCAUGCUUAGAGAAGAAAACAAAUGUUACUGCACAUGCUAAUCCUAAAAAAAUAUCUCAUGGUGUUUUUCUAUUUCCAGAGGAUUUCUCAGUGCAAGGGGAGAAUCCACUAUUUUGGCCUCUUUGGUUUCGGGCUGCUGUUCCUGGAAACAUCUCCUUGCAAGUGGUAAUAUACUAUGAGAUGGGAGAUCUAUCAAGUGACAUGAGAUACCGCACUCUACGCAUGCAUUAUAAUUUGCAGGUACUACCAUCACUGGAUGUGUCAUUUAAAAUCAGUCCCUGUCCAUCAAGAUUGCAAGAGUUCCUUGUGCGCAUGGAUGUUGUCAACAAAACUAACUCAGAGAGCAUCCAGGUUAAUCAGCUAUCAACCAUUGGAAGCCAGUGGGAGAUUUCACUGCUUCAACCCAUUGAUACUAUCUUCCCUUCGGAAUCUUUAAUUGCUGGCCAAGCAUUUUCAUGUUUCUUCAUGCUCAAGAGUUGUAGGAAAUCAUCAAGUACCGAAGAAAAUACCUCAUCUCUCUCCCCUCGCAUUGGAAGCAGUGUAAGUUUGGUUCCUGAUGGUAGCAAAGAAGCUCCUUUCGAUAUAUCUAGCUCGCCUUUGGCUGAUUUCCACGAUUGUGAGAGGUUGCAGCAUAGAAUCUCUGAUCAGGAAGCUGAAAAUACAGUGGACUUUAUUUUGAUCUCUCGACCACUGAAAAGCAACAUUGAGCCCGGAAUUUCAGAUGCUUAUCAUGUGUUUUCUCAUCAUGCAUGUCAUUGCAGGCAAGAAUGUGCAAAUUUCACUGCAAGCACGAGUCCAAUAUCAUGGGUUGUCCAUGGACCUCAAACCAGACAUCAUGACUUUUCUACUUCAUAUUGCGAAAUAAAUUUGAGGAUGACUAUCUACAAUUCAUCGAAUGCUCUUGCAUCUAUAGACAUCAAGACCCUAGGUACCACCAGUAUUGGUGAUCCGUCAAGUGAUGCAACCGCUGCCACUUCUGGAAACCAAGUUGGAUGGCAUGAUGUGUCUCUAUCGAACGACGUUAAAAUAGCACCUGAUGCACUCAGAACCCAUGUUAGAAAGUCACUAUCAUCAGAAAGUGUCUCUCCAUUCAUUUGGUCUGGCUCAAGCUCAACCAGAGUCCAACUCAAGCCACUGUCCUCAACCGAAAUUCCUCUUCAGAUUUGUGUAUUCUCCCCUGGGACUUAUGAUCUGUCAAAUUAUGUUUUGAAUUGGAAUCUUCAGCCAGUUAAUGGUCAUAAAAAUGUAGGGGACAGAAUACAGUCUUCAGGGACAAUCUCGGGAUAUCCAAACUAUCUUACUGUUCUCCCGUCAGACUGA
This is a messenger RNA of Dovyalis caffra, 3867 nucleotides long. NCBI's taxonomy places the organism in Eukaryota, Viridiplantae, Streptophyta, Magnoliopsida, Malpighiales, Salicaceae. The record is from the annotation of a GenBank genome assembly.